Molecule: messenger RNA, 729 nt
Organism: Habropoda laboriosa
Lineage: Eukaryota; Metazoa; Arthropoda; Insecta; Hymenoptera; Apidae
Exons: 3
Coding region: 1-729 (242 amino acids)
Source: RefSeq, a predicted model, not a curated record
AUGAAAUACAAGAAUUGCCCGCAUUUCAAAAUUAAAUCUACUUUAAUCCCUGUUUCAACUCUGGAGGCGGUUGGAAAUCUGGUGAAGGCAACUACCGGUCAGAGGCGUCUGAGUGCCGACGAAGUGCAACGACUGCGACAGGAUAGAAGAGAUAGGAUGAUGGCCCAGAAAGAACGACAGAGGCUGCAGAGGGAGCAACAUCAGCAGCAACGUUUCAAACAGCAGCAGACGAAGAGGACUUUCAAGCUUAACCAGAAAGAUCCGUUUGGUUUGAACGCUUUGUCUGUUCUUGUUAGCAAUCAUGGAAUUGUAGGUGGUAUUCAAGGUGCUUUUGGUGGACAUGGGGGUCACGGUGGACAUGGAAGUCAUGGUGGACAUGGAGAUCAUGGAAAUACAUUUUCAGGUAUACAAGGUGGUCAAGGUGUCAUGAACAACCAUCAGAACACCUACGAGGUCCACGAGAACGUAGAAGAGGACACGAAUUACCAAUGGCACGGAAUCACAGCUGGAUUCGGUACAUAUUCCGGUUCUCGGCCAACCAACACUCAAAUCACGAUACAAAACAAAAUCGCUCCUAAAGACGAGAGUCCGUACAAAUAUCACUACGACAGGACACGACUGCAGCAGAAAAUUCGACCAAAUGUGGCAGAUAAAUUAGGGUACGAAGAGGAUCCUCCGAUUCAGAACAAAAUUGCACCGAGAAGCGGGAGGAUAUCCUUCCAAGAUUAG